UGGAUUCUCAAUAUAUAACUCUCAAAUAUAUAUUUUUCCUUGCAACUUCCUAGCAAGACUCUUAUAUAAACUCGUACACCUAUACAUGCAUCCUAUUCUUUAAAAUAAUUAAAGUUUCAAAUUAGCUCAAGAAUUGGAACAUUGAAAGUAACUGAAUCAGAAUCAGCAGAGGAGUAUUUAUUUAGUUCCGUACGUACUUUGUCACCAUGUCCGGGAGUGGUACCAGAAGAGAGAACAGUACUAAUAAACCCCCAAAGGUUGUGAUAAUCAACACGCAAUACGUGGAAACCGACAUCAAGGGCUUCAAAAACGUGGUACAAAAGCUGACCGGAAAGGAUUCCAAGGUGGAAGACGACGGCGACGAUGGCCAGAGAGCGUUGAAAAGAUGGUCUGAUCAUAAUGACAACGCCAAGCAGUUUGAAAGUAGUACUAGCUCUAGUAGUCAUCGAAUGUAUUCAUCAUAUGCUACUCCAGCCGAUGUUAGAACUUUGACGAGAGAUAUCUCCUUCAAAGAGAUUGAGAGAUUACUUAGAGAUAUGCCGCCGAUUGAUGAGAUGUGACCGCUGUUCAUGACUAACCUUUGAUCGGAUUAUUAUAUACGCUUAUUGAAAUUUUGUUUCAGUUUCUUUUUUUUCUUUUUUCUUUUUUCUUUUGUUGUCGGUAUAUUUGUUUAUUUCAUUAUUCGUUAUAUAUUUGAUAUUUCAUCGUGUGA
This is a messenger RNA of Humulus lupulus (European hop), 712 nucleotides long. RefSeq names its product VQ motif-containing protein 1. NCBI's taxonomy places the organism in Eukaryota, Viridiplantae, Streptophyta, Magnoliopsida, Rosales, Cannabaceae. The transcript has a single exon. Bases 207 to 560 code for a protein of 117 amino acids. The record is from RefSeq and is a predicted model, not a curated record.